AUGCAUGGUCCUAUUUGGCAUUACCUAUUUGAGGUUGGGCAUUUCCGUUACCUGAUGGAUGAGCUUAUUUCAGAGUACAGUAGUUUUGAGACAUUGUAUAUCUCAGUCUGUGAGGCAAGUGAUCCUUCACAGCUUUGGGCAUGGGAGUGUGAGGCAAAACCAACUUCCAGUAACCCUCAGAAGUUACCACAAACUACAAAUGAAGCUAUGUUCUUGCCUCGUCAAGUUGCUGACUCCAUACCAUUUUCCUCUAAGAAGCUACCCAAAAUUUUGAAUCGGCUUUCAGUGAAGGAAAAAUCUGCAGAAACUGAGCUGAUGAAGAAGGAGAUAGAAGAGUGUGAGGAGGCUGCCAUGGAUGGAGAAUCUAGGUUCUGUGCAACAUCAUUAGAGUCCUUAAUCGAUUUCAGCACUUCAAAGCUCGGAAGAAAUGUGAAUGAGGUCAAAACGGGAAGCCAAGAGUAUGGAUUUGGAGUGGGAAUGAAGAAUGUUGCAGACAAAUCAGUGGUGUGCCAUAAGAUGAACUACCCAUAUGCUGUUUUCUACUGCCAUACAUUCACUAAGACACGGACUUAUAUGAUUCCAUUGGUGGGUGCUGAUGGACUUGGAAGGCCACAUGCUGUGGGUGCCAAGCUGAUGUAUCACUGUGACAAGCUGCCAUGA
Molecule: messenger RNA, 660 nt
Organism: Vitis riparia (riverbank grape)
Lineage: Eukaryota; Viridiplantae; Streptophyta; Magnoliopsida; Vitales; Vitaceae
Product: BURP domain protein RD22-like
Exons: 2
Coding region: 1-660 (219 amino acids)
Source: RefSeq, a predicted model, not a curated record